GCAUCUGGGUUCUAAUCCAUUUCCACUAUUCACUGGCUGUGUGCCCUUGAGCAAGUCACUUCCCCUCUCUGAGCUGUUUGUUUCCUCUUAUGUAAAGUGGGUAUAGUUAUGGUUCUGAUCUUAUAGGGUCCCACGAGGGCUUUAUAAUGGGGCUGUGUGUGGAGGACACUUAGCAGCCACAGGCCAGCAGCAGGGCCUCAGUUACAGUUCUGGGGCAAGAAUCGGGUUCCUGUGGCUGUUUCACCACCACCCCCUUCUGCCUUUGGACUAUUUAUCCUUGGACUUCUCUCCCUGGUGUGGGUCACCCCCUCCCGGACUGGUCUGGUGACUCCAGGAGUCUGAGGGUUGGGGAAGGAAUGCAGGCAACCAGCCCAGGGCAGGAUCCUGGCCGGCCUCCUAGCUGUGCUUGGGCGAUUAGCAGCCCGCCUGGUCGUGGCCCCUGCUCUGGACUGGACACCAGCCUGGUCCCUCCCUGGUCCCUGGAGCUGACAUCUGCCUUCUACACCUGCCAGCUUGACCCAUCCUGACAGACCUGGAGCCUCAGGCCAGCCAACUGGGGUUUGGUCCAUCCCGCAUAGCGCCACUUCAGGCCUUAGUUUCCCUAUUUGGGCAGCAGAAAAGUCUGGGUCGGCUCAGAGAGGAGGGCAUCCCCCAGCCAAUGUGGUCUGCUGUCUCCCCCUGGUGGUGCCAUGUGGUAUAAGGCAUCUGUGAACCCACAGAAUACUGUCAUCCCAUUCUACAGAGGAGGAAACUAAGGCUCAGAGAAGUUAAAUCAUUUGCCCCAGGUCAGCAAAAAGUAAAUGGUGAGGCUGGGAUUGGAACCCACCUCUGUCUGGGUUUGGAGCUCCGAUCUUAACUGGGAAGUUUCAAUCCCUGACAGGCCAACACCUGAAGCACCUCUCAGUCCUUGCAGACAUGCAGGUCUCAUGAGCAGAACUUGGGGGAGGAAGACAGCUCCAGUCUCCAGACCUGACCUGACCUUGGUAGAGCCCUCCAAGGCUCAGACAGGGAAACUGAGGGCAGGGUCCAGCCCUGUAGGCCCUGACUGGGCGUGUGCCCCCUGCCCCACAGAGCUGCCCCCAUCUGAGUUCCUGCAAGUGGCCGAGGCCACAUGGCUGGUGCUGAACGUGUCAUCCCACAGUGGCGCAGCAGUGCAGGCUGCUGGGGUCACCAAGAUCGCCCGCUCAGUAAUUGCACCACUGGCCGAGCACCACGUGUCGGUGCUGAUGCUGUCCACCUACCAGACAGACUUCAUCCUGGUGCGAGAGCAGGACCUGUCCGUGGUGAUCCACACGCUGGCCCAGGAGUUCAACAUUUAUCGAGAGGUGGGCGGGGAGCCUGUGCCCGUUGCCAGGGAUGAUUCCAGCAACGGCUUUCCCCGUGCCCAACAUGGGCCCAGCCCCACGGUGCAUCCCAUUCAGAGCCCAGAGAACCGUUUCUGUGUCCUCACGCUGGACCCUGAGACGCUGCCAGCCAUCGCCACCAUCCUCAUUGAUGUCCUCUUCUAUUCGCACAGUCCGCCUAAGGAGGCAGCCUCCGGUGGUCCUGGAUCCAGCUCCAUCACCUUCUUUGCUUUCUCCCUCAUUGAGGGCUACAUCUCCAUUGUCAUGGAUGCUGAAACGCAGAAAAAGUUCCCCAGUGACCUGCUGCUGACCAGCUCCUCAGGGGAGCUGUGGAGGAUGGUGCGCAUCGGCGGACAGCCCCUGGGCUUCGAUGAGUGUGGGAUUGUGGCCCAGAUCGCAGGUCCCCUGGCUGCAGCUGACAUCUCCGCCUACUACAUCAGUACCUUCAACUUUGACCAUGCCCUGGUGCCGGAGGAUGGCAUCGGCAGUGUCAUCAAGGUCCUCCAGCAUCGGCAGGAGGGUCUGGGCUCCUGAGGCCCUGAGGGGAACAGCAGCCGCCAGGCUCUCCCCUUGUCCUCAAGCUUCCAGAGGCUUCUCAAAGCUUUUUUCUCAAGCUCUGGGAUGCUCCUGUCAGGGGACUCCUUCCUCUCUGUGUAUGUAAGCUGCGUGUAGACACUGGCUCUCACGUGGACACGCGUGUCUGCCCAAUGCAGGGGAACACGGUGCUCAGGGCUUCCUCCAGGAAGCCCUCAACCCAUCACUCCCUGUGGGGCCUUGGCAUUUGCACAUUCCCUGCCUGAGGCCCGAGCCUUCCCUCUCUCAGCGCCCUGGGUGGGCCGGCUGCUCCCCAGAAGGCCUGAUCUCCCUUCUGCCUCUGGCUCUGUUGCCUUUCCUGGCCAAGUGAGUUCUGACAGUGCCUUCCCUUCCUGGGGCCUCCAAAAAAAGUAUUUUUACAUCUCUCUAUCUCUCUUCUUUUUUAAUCAACUUGUUAAUAAAGAGUUUGUAGUGAG
Kogia breviceps (pygmy sperm whale) is the source of this 2353-nucleotide messenger RNA. It is a transcript of the gene CASTOR1, whose product is annotated as cytosolic arginine sensor for mTORC1 subunit 1. Gene Ontology annotation, biological process: negative regulation of TORC1 signaling. Gene Ontology annotation, molecular function: arginine binding. Lineage: Eukaryota; Metazoa; Chordata; Mammalia; Artiodactyla; Physeteridae. The record is from RefSeq and is a predicted model, not a curated record.